Messenger RNA from Purpureocillium takamizusanense, 2052 nucleotides. RefSeq lists its product as uncharacterized. Gene Ontology annotation, biological process: transmembrane transport; carbohydrate transport. Bases 310 to 1959 code for a protein of 549 amino acids. The record is from RefSeq and is a predicted model, not a curated record. Gene Ontology annotation, cellular component: membrane. Gene Ontology annotation, molecular function: carbohydrate:proton symporter activity. Lineage: Eukaryota; Fungi; Ascomycota; Sordariomycetes; Hypocreales; Ophiocordycipitaceae. The transcript has 5 exons.
CUUGUUGCGCUGCCGCAUCGGUACCUUGUUCCACACUCAGUCGUCGUUGCUAUUCCCAGAUCUGGCAACGGCCCUCUACGCACCUUCUUUUCUGCAGCAGCAUCGGUACUCCUGCGGAGCUAGCGCCUGCCGUCUUGGCCCAUCUGCGGUCGCUCCUGCACAUUCGAAGGAUACGGGGCCACUGCUUUGCUUGGCCCAGACGCAGGGGCAUCCCUCCCUACAGUUGAGUCGUUAUUGUGUCCAACCACAACAACGACGGGAACCCCCUCUUGAGUCGAGGUGUCCAACCAAAACGCAAGGUCAAACAUCAUGGACCACCAACGUCUUCCCGAGGAGCCGGGCGAUAAUGCCAAGGCUUCCGUCCAGGAGCGCGAGGAUGCUACUAGCAUCGCCAAGCCGUCAGACGCACAGGGCCGUGUCUUGGAAAUCGGCGAAACGCGCGAGAUUACCGUGACGGAGCAUGAGCUGGGUUUCUGGAAGGCCGUUCGAAUGUACCCACAGGCCACCUUCUGGUCCAUGUUCUUCUGUAUCGCCGUCGUCAUGGCCGGUUUCGACGCCCAGAUCAUCACCUCCUUCUACGCCCUCCCCGCCUUCCAGCGCAAGUAUGGCGACCGCGUCGGAGAUCACUACGAGGUCUCGGCUCCUUGGCAGGCUGCGCUCAACUUAGGAAACCCAACAGGCCAGGCACUAGGUGCCAUCGCUUCGUCUUUCCCGCUUGAAUUGCUUGGCCGGCGGAAGACAUUGGCCAUCUGUUGUUGCUGGUCGAUUGGGUUCGUCUUUGUGCAGUUCUUUGCGACUUCGAUUGGUAUGCUCUGCGCGGGGGAGAUCCUCGGUGGCUUAGCCUAUGGCUUCUACGUCGUUAUUGCGCCGACAUAUGCUUCUGAGAUCUGUCCCGUCGUCCUUCGCGGUGUUCUCACCGCGUCGGUGAACUUGGCCUUUGUUAUCGGGCAGUUUAUCGCCCAGAGUUGUGCCGCUGGCGUGGAGAGCCGACUGGACGAGUGGGCUUACAGGGUUCCUUUUUCAAUCCAAUGGGUGUGGCCUAUCGUGCUUCUCGCCGCGCUCCCGUUCGCGCCUGAAAGUCCCUACUGGUUGAUUCGAAAAGGGCGACGCGAAGACGCGAGAAAGGCCCUCGUUAAACUAACAUCAGCCAAGGACCGACCGAAUAUUGACAACGUCCUCGUUGGAAUUGAGCAGACAGACCUCCUCGAGCGUGAGUAUGAGACGUCGACAUCAUACGUGGAAUGCUUCAAGGGCGUCAGCCGCCGGAGAACGGAAAUCUCCGUCAUGGUCUACCUCAUUCAAGUUAUCGGCGGAAAUCCCCUUAUUGGAUACGCCAACUACUUUUUCGAGCAGGCGGGUCUCGAUUCAGCAGACGCGUUCAACAUGGGUGUCGGCAAUACAGCACUCGGCUUCGUAGGCACGCUUAUAUCUUGGCCGCUCAUGAACUACUUCCUGUUCGGACGACGUACAAUCUAUAACUCCGGCAUGAUACUUAUGACAGUCUUGCUCUUUGUAAUAGGAUUCUUGGGUAUUCCGAAGAACAACAAAGGCGCCGUGUGGGCUCUGGCCUCUCUCAUGGACCUCUGGACGUUCAUAUACCAGACGAGCGUCGGCCCCAUUUGCUUCGUCAUCAUAUCCGAAAUCUCAGCGACGCGCCUUCGCGAGAAGACGAUUGCCAUUGCCACCGCCGUCCAGGCGAUUGCGUCACUUGUCUUUACCAUUGCGAUGCCUUACAUGCUGAACACGGACGAGGCCAAUUGGGGGGGCAAGACAGGGUUCCUGUUUGGGGCCAUCAGCUUUCUCUGCCUGGUGUGGUGUUUCUUCCGAUUGCCGGAGAGUUGUGGCAGGACGUACGAGGAGCUUGACAUCCUGUUCCAGAGACGAAUCUCGGCGAGAAAGUUCAGGGACUACGAUUUGAUCGCCGAGGCGGAUGCGGGGGAGCAGCCAACGGGCUCAUGAGCGGGCAGGGACCCAUGAUCCAUGACGAAUGUAUAUACAGUAUAUCAUCUUCCGCCCCUGGCUCGUUUCAACUGAAAUGAAAUCUGUGGAGAG